Messenger RNA from Micropterus salmoides (largemouth bass), 3314 nucleotides. Its product is annotated as sphingosine 1-phosphate receptor 3. The transcript has 2 exons. Bases 281 to 1426 code for a protein of 381 amino acids. Gene Ontology annotation, molecular function: sphingosine-1-phosphate receptor activity. Gene Ontology annotation, cellular component: membrane. Gene Ontology annotation, biological process: G protein-coupled receptor signaling pathway. The record is from RefSeq and is a predicted model, not a curated record. NCBI's taxonomy places the organism in Eukaryota, Metazoa, Chordata, Actinopteri, Centrarchiformes, Centrarchidae.
GGGGGGGGACGCCGACAACUCCGGAGUCUGGACGUAAGUGAAGAUGAGGAGCUGCUCUCUCCCAUUGAGCGAGGGAGACGGAAUCAAAGUUCAGCAUCAAAUCUAGGAAACACGGAGAAUAGCCUACUCAGAAAUGAAAUGUUUGCCUCUCAGUGUGCGUUUAAUUUCCGACUAAACCCUGACUGCGAGCAUCCUGCGUGCAGUUGAACACAGUGGAUCUGCUGACACUGGACUCCUUGCUCACUUCUGACAUCCAGUGUCAGGAGCUGGUGCUUUGAAGAUGAUCAAUCCUCAGAUAUUCCUCCACUACAACUACACAGGAAAGCUGGACCACCGGCCCAGCGUUGGCACAAGCCCUGGCACUGUGGACGCCAAAACCAUUGUCUUCCUUGUCAUAUGCAGCUUCAUCGUCUUGGAGAACCUCAUUGUGCUGGUAGUCAUAUGGAGAAACCACAGGUUCCACAACCGCAUGUACUUCUUCAUCGCCAACCUGGCGCUGUGCGACCUGCUGGCUGGAGUUGCUUACCUGGUCAACCUGCUCCUGUCAGGAGAGAAGACCCUGCAGCUCUCCCCUGCUCUCUGGUUUGUCAGAGAGGGAAGCAUGUUUGUAGCACUUGGCGCCUCCAUUUUUAGUCUCCUGGCUAUUGCUAUAGAGAGACACCUGACUAUGAUAAAAAUGAGGCCUUAUGAUGCCAACAAGAACUACAGAGUGUUUCUGCUCAUAGGGACCUGCUGGCUGAUCGCUAUAUCUCUUGGAGCUUUGCCUGUUCUAGGCUGGAACUGCCUGGACAAUCUCCCCGAUUGCUCCACAGUCCUCCCUCUCUACAGCAAGAAAUAUGUGGCUUUCUGUAUUACAGUUUACAUGGUUUUGCUCUUAGCCAUGUCUGUCCUUUAUGCCCGCAUCUACAUCCUGGUUAAGUCCAGCAGCCGAAAGGUGAGCAAGCACAGAAACUCUGAGCAUGCGAUGUCCCUGCUGCGCACUGUUAUCAUUGUAGUCGGGGUCUUCAUCGCCUGCUGGACGCCCAUCUUUGUCCUGCUCCUGGUGGAUGUGGCAUGUGAACAGGGCUGCCACAUUCUCUACAAGGCUGAUUGGUUCAUUGCGGUGGCUGUGCUCAACUCAGCCAUGAACCCAGUCAUUUACACUCUGGCCAGCCGCGAGAUGAGACGGGCCUUCCUGGGUCUGGUGUGUGGCAUUUGCUACAGGGGGAAGGCUUCUGUAAACGGCGCAGAAGCCAGGCAGGCUCUGGAGCCCAGCCGCAGCAGGAGCAAGUCAUGGAGCAGCCAGAACAACCCCAACCAGAACCAGCAGAGCUCCAGGCAGGAGGAGCUGGAGAAGGAGGAAAAGACAGUCCCGGUCCAUGGCGACGUCUCGGUGGUGGCAGGAGGGGCUGCUCAGGCCGUCCUUGAGAGUGACAGAAAAGACUGAAAUAAGGGAGCAAGAUAUCUACAAUAGGAAGGUCAGUUUGUCGUAAUGUAACGUCCUGUGGGCCUGUGCAGUGGUCACAGUGGACUGAAUUGGUGACGAAAAGGAAUUUGAGUGAUUGAUGAUUGUUGGCAGUGGUUUCUCCUUUGUACUUAAUAUUUAGUUUGCGUCAUUCAUGAUUGGGAAUGUUGACACUUGGCAUUAGACUGAUGCAUUAAUGUAUGAGGCCAAUGUUCAAUAUCACCUCCAGGUUAUGUGGAGGUCAUAUUUCAUUACCGUCCAGUGUUUCCAAAUUUGGUUAUUUAACAGCUAACUGAAGGAUAAAACCCUUUCUCGGCUGAGAAAAUAAGCCAUGUACAAACAUAUUGGAUUAUCUGAAAAAAUGCAUUGUUUGUAGUGGUUUUUGCGGGACAAUGACUAUUUGCAAAGAAAUGGUGCUCUUAACCCUUGACAGAAAAUAUAAGUACCUCUGUGGUUACACCCUGACCACGUAAAACAAAAGUGAAAAAUCACCUUCAAUGAAUUAAAGUGCAAUUAUAGUUAUGUAAAAUAAUGAAAUGAAGAAUGUUUGUAGACAAUUAUUAGUGUAAUGAAAUUAUUUAUUCUUUGUAUUCUAUUCUGUAAUUUUGUAUUUACUCAGUAAUAUUCUACAUCACAAUGUGCAGUUACUUUAAUAAAAACUGCAUUAUGAUGUUAAUUAGAUAAAAAUGUGCUGAAUAGUCAAAGCUACUACUCUUUUCAUUAUAUCAGUAGCAUCGCGUUCAAACGGCAUCUGUUACCGCUGUACAAAGAAUUAGGUAAUGCAGAAACAUCAGUAGUUGCAAGUGAUAUCAGAGCUCCACCUGCUGGUUAAUAAAGGUAGUUAAUAUCCUCAAUGCUGCCUAGGAAUUUUAACAUGCUGCAUGUUUAGUACAGAAUCUUUUCAGUCCUCCUUUUUGUACCAAAUUAAAAUAGUUGUGUGUGUGUUUAUCUGUGUUUUAUCUGAUUUGUAUCAAAGCAUGAUGCUUGUAAACUGAAGGAAGAGGCAUGUAAAUGCAGCACGUGAAAUAUGAAUAGUGCACUACCUGCUAUUUAUAUGAUGCAAAAUAUAAGCUUUCACAUAAUAUGUCAUGUGUAAAAAAUUUAAAUAUAAGGAUAAUUCACCUGGAUCACCUCAUGUUCCCAGUAAAGAGUGCAAUUCUGCGUUGUUAUGUGCAGUGUUUUUUUUUUCAUUCGAGAAAAUAACUUAAACGUUAAUUCAUCCAAAUCACUAAUAAAUUUAUAUUACUUUCUCAUUUAUUUGUUGUGGUAUUUAGCCAUGCAGGAAGUUUUAAUUUCACAUAUCCACAUUUAGAGACAUCUGUCUCCGAGAUUUCUGCAGGUAAAGGGAUUUUUGUUUGUACUGCUCACAGAAGAGAAAAAUAACUAUUCAACAUCUCUUCCCAGAAACAGCAUCCUUGUUACUCUGGAUAAUCCAAAGACCUCACUGUGAACUGUUUUCAUGGCAGCUACUUUGUUUGUCCAAAAGAAGCCACUAUUAAAACUUUGGACAGUGUGUUCUGUGGAUUAUCCAGAAUAACAAGGACACUGUUAAUGGAUAUUUUUGUAUCUCAGAAUCUGGGCACAAAUUAACAAAAAGUAUUUGCAUGGCAAGAUAUCACUAAAAGUAAGUCAGAAAACAUGAAAUUUUAUUUAUAUUUAUAUUUUGGAUGAACUGAUCCUUUCAUAUUUUAGAGAAAACUGUGAUGACACUGGCUAAAUGCUGGGACUACCAACUCAAAACUCACUAAAGUGAAAGAUGUUAUUGACUUUGACAACAACAGAGGUUCUACACAUUCACGGUUUUAUUGCCAACAGUCAUACAGAAUAAUGACAAACCCAUACAACCAAAAGAUUAAAUCUGUAAACAUCA